UUGGGAAUUGAAGUAAUCGCGGAACUAGUACUUCCUGAUUUGAAAGUGACAACAAUACAAGAAGUUUCAAGGGGGUUCGAAAACGUUGUAGGGGUCACACAGGACUGCACAGGAGAUCGAGAAAUUAUACACAAGUCAACCCUUCAUGUUAUUUCUAAUCCUUCUCAGAUGUCUCUGAUGGAGCGAGGGGGUGUACCCAUCAGUCCAGUGACUGGAUUAGCAUGGACCUCCAAUAGCGGUACCUGUCCAAAAGACUUCAGUCUGAUAACCAUCACUGAGGAUGGGGCCGCUGCCAACUUCACACGCAGCUUUGCAAUGAGGGCCGGCUACUAUCUUUGUUAUAGCAAGGAACAGUCUGGGGGGGUGGUGCUGGCUGAUGUCAGAAUCCUCUCAGAAAAGGAUGCUAUUCCUCAUGGGUAUCGCUUCAUCGCAGAACACCUAGAGCCUAGGGCGUCGGUGUCGAAGAGGAAGCGUAUGUGUGUGCGUGUGGUUCCGAUGGGGAGCGUGGACACUGCGGUGCUGGAUCUCAAAGUGACUGCCAGGAGCAAAAUGAUGUUGCAGCACUACACAUGUGUGGGAGACAUCCAUGGGUAUGUGAUUUGGUGUAAAACGGGCCCGUUUACCAACCCGAUACCGCAAGCCAAGCCUCGGAGUGUCAGCCUGGACCUCCGCAGACUCUCUCUGGAUCCGUCUGUCCAGCCCAGCCUUCCACCCAGUAACCCACCUACCCAGCCCUCUAUGAAGCUCAGCAUGAGGCGCAAAGACGUCACGCAGAAUCAUGUGGAUGUCACCACAGCCAUCGAUGGAGUUCCCUUCACUCUUCACCCAAAAUAUGACUUCCAAACUUCCAAGAAUCUACAGCUGAACCCACAAUUGGAUGACAUUCGUAUAAAAUCACUCCAAGACAUUGAAAAUGAGUAUAACUACACUUUUGCUGUCGAGGAACACGCAGCAAAAAGGACAAGGCCUUCAGCUUUGACUAAGGUUGCCUCAUAGUGUCAACACCCUUCACACUUAGACCUCCCAUGCCAUAAGACCCUUGGACAUCUGAUGUGUUCCUGAAAAGUUGUCAGUAUGAUUCCUCACGUCAUCGUUAAGUAAAACGUUUGUAAUAUUUGAAAUUGGUUAAAUAUGCAAUACAACUGAAUCUGAUUCAUAUCUGUCUGAGAAACUUUUAUCAUACAAGGGUUUAUGUUAUGUCUUGGGUAAAGGUGAUGGUUAAUAUAAUCCCAUGACAUAGUUUUGAUUUGCCGAAGGAAGUGAGAAACUGUUGAGGGGGUUGGUGGGGCUGUUACAUUUUUUCCUUUCACUUCCUUUCAUCACACUAUUUACAUAUCUAAAUGUAUAUUUUUGUUAUUAUUAUAUAGAUCUAUCGUACAUAUAUAUAUAUAUAUAUAUAUAUAUAUAUAUAUAUAUAUAUAUAUGACGUUGUACACUACAGAAUGUGGAAAGCAAACAAGAUGAUUGUAGAUGUAUAUCUCACGCAGUUCCAAUCAACCAAGUCUAUCUUUUAUUACAUAUUAAUUACACAUUCAUCAUUGUGGCCCAUUAAAGAUUUCAUGGGACUGGGCAAACAUUGUUUGAUGUGUGGCAUGUGGUACGUGUAUAUUUAUGACUGAAGCUCAUUUGUAUAUCAGUGGGUGGUGGGUAGACUUUGGAUGUCGAUUAUGUACAUUCAUACACAAUUGUUGGGAGAACAAAUUUACUGCAUUUAAGGGCCAUGGUUCUUUACAUCUAAUAUACAUAACAUAAUGUUUAUUGGAUUGAUGUAUCUAUUGUAUGUUGUGCUUUAUUUGUCACAAUUGUCUCUUUUGACUUUAUUUGUCACGACGAUGUCGGUUACAGAGAGAAUACUUCUUCAGUUGUCAUCUUUGGGACAUUAUGGGGAAAUACUUUAUAAUUUGUGGAAUAUAUUUAUGAUAUGUUUAAUAGAACAAUAAAGGCUUGGGAACAAUUUAAAAUAAA
This is a messenger RNA of Gadus macrocephalus (Pacific cod), 1965 nucleotides long. RefSeq names its product multivesicular body subunit 12A (gene mvb12a). Gene Ontology annotation, biological process: endosome to lysosome transport via multivesicular body sorting pathway; regulation of epidermal growth factor receptor signaling pathway; receptor catabolic process. The transcript is spliced from 10 exons. NCBI's taxonomy places the organism in Eukaryota, Metazoa, Chordata, Actinopteri, Gadiformes, Gadidae. The coding region runs from base 169 to 996 and encodes 275 amino acids. Gene Ontology annotation, cellular component: ESCRT I complex; cytosol. The record is from RefSeq and is a predicted model, not a curated record.